GAAUGGCAUUCCGUGAGGGAGCCAAGUAGGACCGAGCAGGGGCGGAUCCAGGAUUUUCAGUGAGGGGUUCAGUAGUACAUAUACGGACUAGUCGAAGGGGGUUCAGCCUCUAUUAUUUAUACAUAAAAAUUUUCUUUACCAUGUAAAAAUAGUAUAAUUUUCCGACGAAGGGAGUUCGGAUGAACCCCCUGGAAUACAUGUACAUCCGCCACUGGGGCCGAGGGAGUUCAUCCAAACCCCUUUUUUUAAUGUAUGUUUAGUUGAACCCUCUUCGAUUUCUUUGUUUAUUUACUCCGUAUUGAAGUCUCUUAGUGAAAAUCCUGGUUGCGCCAUUGAUGCGAUGCUAUUCCACCUUAGCUCAUGUGAGUUUCAAUAACAAAGUCGAUGAUUGUAGCAGGUUGAUAAUCAAAGUAAAAACUAACUUUAAACCUUUUAUACUAAGGAUUCAUAUAAUCAAUUUUAACUAAUAUGAAAUUAAGGUAUGCUUUAUUGAUUGGCGUUGUUGCUUGUACUAUCUCAUUCUUGGUCCUCAGCUUCACAACAAGCUACAAGUAAAGUGGCCUCUUUCCUGAAUUUCCAGUCUCUCAACUUCUAAAAUAGUCACAAUCCUGAAGUUUAAAUAUAGUCAUUUUUAUGGAGUUCGAAUUCCAUAGAUGAAAGUUUAGGGCAUUAUCAUCAAAAUUUAUUUACGAAAUUAGAAAAACUCCGGCGAUCAGUGAAAACUAUUUCUACGAAUUCCUUGCUAUAGCAUUUUACAAGACGCAAAGACUCAUGCAUCACGCGACAUAUAAAACUAUACUAAAAAUAUAAUGUUAUUAUAUAUCUUUUGGCCGAUUGUAGUAAAACACAAAUACUUCUCCUCCUAGAAACAAUUAACCAAUUAUAAAAGAAAUCUUUUCCAACAAGGAAACUUUUUCACCAGGAAAAUCCUCUAGUAACGUCGUAAUAGGAAACCUUAGUUGUGAAGGAUUUGAUAUUUGGUAACUUUUUUUAAUCCGUGUCUAAAUAGGACUAAUUUUUCCUAAUUCAUAUUGGAAUAGGCUUACUACUCUUUAGUCUAAUUUGGUUUUGUAGUAUUAUAAAUAAGUGUUGUAUGUUACAUAUUUUCAUGUAGCAAAAUCAAGAGCUUUUGAGUUAUUGAAUAAAGCCCCUCCUAGGAUCUUCUUCUCUCUAGUUUCGCUUUGUGCUUUUCUCAUGGCUUCUCAAGAAGAGUCGUUGGAGUACCUGGAGUUGAGAUGUCGACUUAAAGAAGAUAUCAGGAAGAAGAUGAAGAAGAACAAAUUAAGUUCUUCAAUUAACAAGGCAUUGCCCUUCAAUUAUGGUUCUUUUUUUGGACCUUCACAGCCUGCAAUCGCGCAAAGAGUGAUCCAAGAAAGCAAGUCACUAUUCGAGAAUCCAACUAUGGCAGCAAAAUCUGGCAGUACCAAAAGCAACAAUGCACCAAAAGUCACUAAUGAGUUAAAAUCAAAAGUGCAGAUGUUGAAAGAUAGUAGAGAUUACUCGUUUCUAUUAUCUGAUGAUGAUGCUCAGCGACUUCCUGCUCCAUCGAAAGCUGCAGGAGUAACUUUACCUCCAAGCAACCAGCAAUAUUCGAGCAAUACAGGGAGAAAGUUGCUUGAAGAUGGUGAAGUUAUACAGAAACCUAUACCACGAAACAAACUUGUUGCUUUGCAUAAGCCAAAGCCAACCCUUUCAAAGUUGCAACCUUCAACGGAAAUACCACAAUCUGGAAAAUCAAAGGUGAUGCCAACGCAAGCAAACAGGCAGAAACAGGCAGCGCCACCGUCGGAUGCAAGAAAACUAAAGAGGAGACGUGAUGGAGCAGAAGCUAUUAGUAUGAUUAGGAAGAUGUUUGGGUAUAAUCCAAACAAGUAUCAAGAUGAUGAUGAUACUAGUGAUAUGGAGGCUAACUUUAAUGACAUACUGAGGGAAGAAAAACAAAGCGCGAAGAUAGCAAUGAAAGAGGAUCAAGAAGAACUCAGGAAGAUUGAAGAGCAAGAAAGGAGGGAGCGGUUGAGAAGACAGGCAAAGAAGCGCAAGUUACAGAUGGCUCAAGGGUAAAACUAGUAAAGGAUGGAUUUGCUUUAGGCCCCAAAAUUUUGAGACCUCAAAAAGAUUGAGAAAAGUUUAGGAUUUCACGAAGGUCGUGAAUUACAU
Messenger RNA from Capsicum annuum, 2157 nucleotides. RefSeq lists its product as uncharacterized. Gene Ontology annotation, cellular component: nucleolus. NCBI's taxonomy places the organism in Eukaryota, Viridiplantae, Streptophyta, Magnoliopsida, Solanales, Solanaceae. The transcript has a single exon. Bases 1195 to 2061 code for a protein of 288 amino acids. Gene Ontology annotation, biological process: regulation of DNA-templated transcription; nucleosome assembly. Gene Ontology annotation, molecular function: histone binding; DNA binding. The record is from RefSeq and is a predicted model, not a curated record.